CGGUGAGAUGUCGCAGGGCCAAAAAAGGGCGCGAUCUUUUCGCAGACGCCCGACCCCGAACACCAAUCGGGCGAACCCUAGCUAAGGAGUGAAGCUCGCUGCUGCCGGCGAGAUUCUCGAGCCGCUCGUCGUCCGCCCGCCGCCUUCCGGAUUUCUCAAGCCGAUCUUUCACGUACAUUCGCCUCUCUCUCUGCCGAGAUCAGACCGUCAUCGCCCAGCCGUCUCCCUCUGGUAAAGAACUCAGUUUGCUUUUUCGGUGGGAUCUAGGGUUAACUCGCCGGCUCCGCUCGCCAUUGCGCAUGCACUCAGCCGCAUGCCUCGCUCCCUUGGCCAAGAUAUGUUUCUUCUCCCCCUCCUUCGCCGUACUUCCCUCUGUCCACCGGUCGGAGCCGCCAGAUGACCUCUGCCGCUAUUGCCAUCGCAGGACCUUUGUAGGACUUCCUCUUUGAAUAAGAAGCAUUUUUGAGGUUCUUGCUACUUGUUAAAUGGUGGUAGCUGGUGACACAUGCAGAGCAUGGAUAAUCACAUCUUGUAUGGUGUACCACAGGUUGAAAAUGUUGAAAGUUUCAUUAGUAACCUUCACCUGAGCAUUUCAAAUGGUUUUCCUCAUGCAGAACCGGUGUUCUCCUUUAAGACAGAUGAAGGGAAACUGGUGCAAGGAAUCCUACAAAUGCUCCAAGGACACUGCAGUUCUUUGUUUUAUUGGGAUGAGAAACAGCAAAGAUUUUUUGUCAAAGAUGGGAUUUAUGUGUUGCACCUGUCAUAUACGAGUCUGUACAGUAUUCUGAGCCGGUUUUUGUUUGCUGGUACAUGCUUGAAGCAAGUUGAAUUAUAUGUUCAGAAGGUGCAGUCCACACAUGUUAGAGUCCCCACCCUAAAUGCUUUUGCUAAUUCUAUCACUUCAUGGCUUAAGCGGCUGCGAGAUGUUGCUUUGAAGGAGGAAGUCAACUAUGUCAGUUCAGAUACUGGACCCACAGCAACUCUACUGGGAAUUACUAAUUCUUUGUCAAGUCUUUGUGCAGGGGCAGAGGUUCUUCUUCAAGUUGUCUAUGGAGCAAUUCCAGUGACAUAUCUUCAAACAUCCAUACCAGCUAGUGAACUGGCAGUUCAGAUUCUCAACCAUCUUUUCAAAAAGUUGAAUGAACUCUGUCUUGUACAAGGUGGCAAGGAGGAAGCAUACCAUAUGCUGCUUUUCUUAUUUACCGAAAGCUUGUUGCCAUAUCUUGAGGUGCUUGACUCAUGGCUCUAUGAUGGAAUUCUUGAUGACCCUUUUGAGGAGAUGUUUUUUUAUGCCAAUGAUGGAGUUGCCAUUGAUCAACCAGCAUUUUGGGAGAUGAGCUAUCUUCUAAGAGAAGGGAGAUGGAGGAAAUUAAAAUCUAAUCAUGGCCUGGGGACUGAGAAUGUGUCCAAUGGCAAAGCCAGAAGAAAAAUGAGUGAUCAGGAGCCCAUUUCAGUGUCUACCACUGCAGGAGGGAGAGAACAUUCUGAUAUUGAUGAUGUAGCAUGUCCUAUAUUCCUCAAGGACAUGGCUAAGGCUAUUGUAUCUGCUGGGAAAUCUUUGCAAUUGGUCAGACACGUUCAAGACGAGAACAUUCUCCUAUCAUAUGACAGCAAAGUAUCUGGAUGUUGCAAAACAUCAAAGGGACUGGAAAUGGGCCCUCAGACGUCUGAUCGUCAAGGCCAUCCUAAAAUUACUAGGUCUGACAUGGUUGAAGAUGAAAAUGUGAAUUGUGAUUAUACUGAUGAACAGUCUAUCUUCCAUUUUCAUGAGACUAAUCAGACACGGGUUAUGGGAUUUUUGACAUUGCCCGAAAUAUUCUUGGUAUCAAUGGUGGGUUUGCUAGGUGAUAAUGAUCAGACUUACAAGUAUUUAAGGAUGUCAUCCCCCAAAAUUUAUCAGAUAUGUGAACCUUUUUUGUUGAAAUGUAACAUGGGACUGGGAAUUCAAGAUGGUGAACAUACUGCACCCACCUGUGGAAAAACAUGGCAAAAGUUCUUAGCUGAUGUUGUAUACAGGAGGGGACACAGAGACAUUAAUAGAGAGGAUUAUGCUGACUGUAAAACGAGCUUUUCAGUCUCUUCUUUUGACUCAGAAGGAACAGAAAAGGCUGCAGAACUUCACAGAGAGAACUGGCAAGAUGACGAGUCUGUUAGCUUGUUAGGAAAGACUAUUCUUAACUCUUUGUGCCCCGGAAAUCCCGUAAUAACUGUAAGCAGAGAGUUUCUUAGAAAGAAUAUGUCCUCUUGGAAUGAGCUUAAUAUAUCAAAAAAUUAUCAUCUUCCUCCAAUUAAUGAUGAAAAAUUAAGAGAGAACAUCUUCAGUGAUAGAUAUCUAGAUGCAAGGAUGGUUGGGGAUCCUUUGAGCAAAGGAGCCCUGCCUAGACUUGGUAGAACUGAUUAUGCUUUUGGUUUUCAAUUUGAUGAAUGGGAACACAUACGCAGGCAAGAUGAUGAAAGAACUUUGGAAACUUUGUAUGCUCUUCCUACUCUUCUUCCUUGUUUGCAGCAGGAAAGCAGUGCCGUUUCAGAGCUGCUGCCUUUUCAGAAGAAUAGUACCCUUGCAUCAAGGAUCCUCAAAUGGAUUCAGAGUAACAAAGUGAAGGACACAUUACAACCUGCAGUGAUCAUCCAGGAAUGCCUUGCUGUUUACAUCAGGGAACAGGUGGAUCAUGUGGGUAAGCAUAUGUUGUUGAGGCUUAUGAAUGAUUGGAAAUUACUGGACGAGCUUGGAGUGUUACGGGCUAUUUAUUUAUUAGGCUCGGGUGACCUGCUGCAGCAGUUCCUUAUAGUAACUUUUAACAAGUUAGAUAGGGGAGACAUUUGGGACGAUGAAUUUGAGUUGAACACCAUGUUGCAGGAGUCUAUCAGAAAUUCUGCAGAUGGUGCACUUCUCAGUGCCCCAGAUGCCUUGGUUGUUUCAGUUACAAAGCAUGGUGCUGAUAAUGAGGAAACUGAAACUGGAAACGGUUCAACUCCACGGAAUGCACGGAAUCAUUGUUUCGGCAUUAAUGCGCUUGAUAUUUUGAAAUUCACAUACAAGGUUUCUUGGCCGCUAGACCUAAUAGCUAAUGUGGAGGCACUUAAGAAAUAUAACCAGGUCAUGGGUUUCUUAUUAAAGGUCAAACGUGCAAAAUUUGUUCUUGAUAAAGCUCGAAGGUGGAUGUGGAAGGGCAGAGGUAGCUCAACACACAAUUAUAAGCACCAUUUGUUAGUGGAGCAGAAACUCCUCCAUUUUGUCGAUGCAUUUCAUCAGUAUGUGAUGGAUCGGGUAUUGCACAGCGCAUGGUCUGAACUUUGCAAUGGUAUGGCAUCUGCUGGCUCUCUUGAUGAAGUUAUAGAAGUCCAUGACACUUACCUGCUGUCCAUUCAGCGCCAAUGCUUUGUGGCUUCUGAUAAGCUUUGGGCGCUGAUAGCAAGUCGAAUUAAGACCAUUCUUGGAUUGGCACUUGACUUCUAUGCAAUACAGCAAACACUAAGCACUGGUGGAGCAGCUGCUGCUAUCAAAGCAAGGUGUGAAAUGGAAGUAGAUCGGAUAGAGAAACAGUUUGAUGAUUGCGUGGCCUUUCUUCUUCGGAUCCUCUCAUUCAAGCUUAAUGUUGGGCACUUCCCUCAUCUGGCAGACUUGGUCACUAGAAUCAACUACAAUUACUUCUACAUGUCUGACAGUGGCAACCUUCAGACCGUACCCAGUUUUGAGACUGCUGCCAAACCAGGAUAAUUAAGAUCAAAAUUCUGGCACGACAAUUGGCAUACACGGAAACUAUGGGAAGGUGCCGAGUUGCUUUCUACAAAUUGGCAAUUAUGAGAGCAGAUAAGUUUCGUUUUUCUUUUGUAAUUGCACUUGUAAUAUAAAAUCCAGUUUCAUGAGCCCACAAUUUGGUCAUGCCAUUUUGGUGGUGGAUUGAGUUCUUCUCAUGCCAAUUUGCUCUUAAUGUGUUUACUUUGUGCAGGUACUAUCAUGAAUUAAUUUAAUUAGUAGAUUGGAUGUGUACAAUGUUCAAUAACAUUUCUGAAGAUUAUGUUAAACAUGAUAUGACUUGGUAUU
Messenger RNA from Musa acuminata subsp. malaccensis (wild Malaysian banana), 4045 nucleotides. RefSeq lists its product as uncharacterized. The record is from RefSeq and is a predicted model, not a curated record. NCBI's taxonomy places the organism in Eukaryota, Viridiplantae, Streptophyta, Magnoliopsida, Zingiberales, Musaceae. Gene Ontology annotation, biological process: mitotic cell cycle; microtubule nucleation; spindle assembly. Gene Ontology annotation, molecular function: gamma-tubulin binding; microtubule minus-end binding. Gene Ontology annotation, cellular component: centrosome; gamma-tubulin complex; equatorial microtubule organizing center.